Messenger RNA from Rhipicephalus sanguineus (brown dog tick), 2661 nucleotides. Its product is annotated as PDZ domain-containing protein 8. Lineage: Eukaryota; Metazoa; Arthropoda; Arachnida; Ixodida; Ixodidae. The record is from RefSeq and is a predicted model, not a curated record. Gene Ontology annotation, cellular component: mitochondria-associated endoplasmic reticulum membrane contact site. The transcript has 22 exons. Bases 1 to 2661 code for a protein of 886 amino acids. Gene Ontology annotation, biological process: mitochondrial calcium ion homeostasis. Gene Ontology annotation, molecular function: protein binding.
AUGCAGUUCUUGGUGUUCGUCAGCGUGGUCGCGGGCUUCAUCUUGGGCGCUUUCGUCAUGAUAUCCUUGGAGUUAUUUGGCUUCUACAAAGCGGUGAAGCUCCCGCCUAGGCCUCGCACCAAGCCUUUCACCAAGUUCCUCCCGAUUCAUUUGCCUCAGAAGCUGCUGCGGCUGGUGCAACCCGGAAACUGGAGCAAGCAGCGAGGCUUCCUCAUCGUAGCCAACCUCUUGGCGCAGUUCCUCUUUCGGGAAUGGAAGGACAGCAUCUUUUUGCGCAGGUUGCUUCUGAGUGCCAUAAGCAAGGGACUCCAGGAUGCUCAGCGUGGUGCUGCCGGAAAGAUAUUCGAGCGAAUCCAACUACGCGAGUUUGACCUCGGCAGCGAUUUCCUUACGUUCACGAAGAUAUCCGUCGACGACGUCAUUCUCCAUGACACUUGGAAAACGCUCGAGGAAGUGGACAUCUUCAUCAGCCUGGACUACGCCGGCGGCGUGACCCUCGCUGUGGACGCCGAGCUCAUCAUCGGCGGCGUGGCUUCACUGGCGGUCAAGGUGAACCACUUCUCGGCCAAGAGCCGCCUGCAGUUCUCCAGGAAGCCCUACACGCACUGGUCGUUCGCCUUUUACGAGGAACCAAAGAUCUUGAUAUCUGUGGAAUCCUCGCUCCAGGGCCAGAGCUUCCCACAGAUUGCUAACAUCAUCUCGUCGACGAUCAAGCGGACGCUGCGCAUCAAGCACACGAUUCCCAGCUACAAGAUACGCAUCAAGCCGUUCGUCCUGCUGCCGGACUUGCGCAUCGCGGCACCGCUUCAGGAGAAGAUCAGCCAGAGCGGCAAGCUCGAGAUCACGGUGGUCGAAUGUUCGAGGCUCGUGCUCUGCGAGGGAUCCUUCCAACUCUACUGCAUGGUCUCCAUCGAGGACUCGCAGUGGAUCAACGUGGACAACAUUGUCGGCACAUCCUGGAUUCCCAUCGAACUGGAAAUAAACAAGGAGAGGGGUCAGGCCACCGGAGUCGAACUCAAGGAGAAAUUAAUCGAAGGAAGGUUUCGAGAGUGUGUCGUCGUGGACACCAUAGCGCCGAACUCACCCUUCGCAGCCGGCGGGCUUAUUGAGGGAGACAUCGUGGUGUCAAUCAAAGGCACUGACGUCACGGAAAUUAAGCAAGCCUACAAGCUCUUGGCCAAGCACGGUGAAAAAAUCACGAUGAAAGUAGAGAGGAAGUCUGAAUUCAAGUGGCACAAGCAAGCCGCACAGGAACAGAAAGGCCAAGCCCAUAAGCCUGGUGAACAGUCGGCGACAGCUCAUGGAACAUCCGCGAUAGAGGACACCAAGACAAAAAACACCAUCGUGACCACAAAGACGACACUGGCAAGCCUGCUUGGUACUCAAAAGGUCAAGAAAAUCGGAGACAGCGAGGAAAUUCAGGCCCGCGCGAAAUCUAAGAACCAGCCCCUCGAGCGUACUCAGUUCGUCCUGUCCACAAGAGACCCUGUCUUCCUGGACAAGUUCACGUUCGAUAUAAAGAACAACUUGAAGUACAUCAACAUCGGCAUCUUCAGCAAGGGCCAGAUUAUCAGCCUACAUGGCAUGAAGAAUAGACCCUCUGACACCAUGCUGGCUUAUAAUAGCAUCCCACUCACGUACGUUCUGGACGAAUGUCAGAAGACUACGCAGGGAUUCUUCGGGCCGGUGAUCAAGUUGCUCUGUCCCGAAUUCCAGCAACUGCCCAAGGAUCUCGUCAAGUACUCCACGCUCAACGGUUUUGACCCACGGCUGUGUUACGGUGACAUUACGCUUCACUUUGUCUUCAAAGGAGAAUACAAAUUCAAGGGCGGUCCCCAGCAGGACGUGGAAGAAAUGCACGACCUUAUGGGACUUGAAUCUAGCUGGUCAUCCUCUAUGAAAACUCAAGCAACGAAAAACUUGGCCCAUCAUUUCGAGGACGUCACUCUGAAGAAGAUCAUUGUAUGCAAGUAUUGUGACAACCGGAUCUGGCUGGGUUACGGAUGCCGGUGCAAAGAGUGCAACAUGAUCGUGCACACCAAGUGCCGCCCCCUGGCGCAGCAGAAAACGUUGUGCAAGCAGAAAAUCUGGCCGGAUGAGGACGCCGUUGAGACCGGUGAGAAUCUGUCGCCUUCUUUGGCGGCACGAAAAGGUGCCAAGGCUGAAAGCAUCAUGAGCCCGAAAUCUAAGAUGUCCAUGGCGUCAAGGAUGUUUCACGGAGCCACAAAUGAGGGUGGCCAACCGAAGGCCCCUCACGCGCCUCUUACCGAGCCGGAUCGCGAGUUCUUCCGCAAGCUCGAGAUGUCGGACACGGCGAGCGGCCUCAACCGCGCGCUCAAGUACCUCGAAUCGAAGCAGUACGGCCUGCGCAUGUACGCCGUCGCCGUCGAAGAGGCCAAGCACAUACACGAAGACCUGCCGCCCGACCAGCGCACCGGGCGAGUGCGCCAGGUGUAUCACCGUGUGAAAGCCGAGUACGAAAAGGAGAAAGAGGAGCGAGAGAAGGCACAGGCUCGAGCCAAGGCGCACCCGGACGAUGCGGGAUCGGCGGCGCAGAUUGCCGCCGCCGAAGAGCGUCUCAAGAACAUCAACCUGCUGCUACUUUACUACGCUUCGGGACUGAAGCACAUCUACGAAGAACACGAUACGAAGAAGGCUUGA